CACAACACACAAAGCAUCCAUCGACCAAAAAGACAACACCGUCUAGAACAAGAGGAUUAAUUAGCUAAGCCAGUCAUUCACCAUGGCACAUGCUAGGAACAACACGCAAUUUCUGUGCUUGGCCGUAGCUCUUCUAGUCACGUUGGCCUCCUUGACCUGCAACGCCAAGGACACAGAUCCUAACACAUACAGUGAAUCUGUGUCGAAAUGCAAGAGACCGAUGGAUGAUUAUGGCAUGCGCAACUGCAACGAAGUAUAUUGUGCAAGGAACAACACGGAAACUAACAUAUACUGUCAAUCUAUGUGGGAAUGCAACAGACCAGUUCAUGAUUAUGACCAGCACAAGUGCCGAAACUUCUGCGUAAGCAUGGGCUACGACUACCUCAGGAGCUAUUGUGAGCACCACCCCUACCCGUACUGCUGUUGCCAUAAGUAAUCUCAAUUCGAUGACUUUGGGUGAUAUCUGGAUGAUGAUGCUUGUCAUGUGCUACAUACAAAAGCUGUAGCUGUUUGUGUGUGUGUGUGUGUUCAUCUCAUCCCAUUGUAAUAACCAAAGCAGUUCAUCAUGACUGUUCAUGGAAUAAGAAUGAUUUCCCCGCAAAAAAGAAAGAAUAAUUAUGAGUAGUUUCUGUCACACCCACCGUGACUCAGUGCAGAACUUGAAAGAAGAAGAAAGCACGAGAAGUAGCCUGGGCUUGCUGGGCCGUGGACGACGGGAU
Messenger RNA from Aegilops tauschii subsp. strangulata, 719 nucleotides. The record is from RefSeq and is a predicted model, not a curated record. NCBI's taxonomy places the organism in Eukaryota, Viridiplantae, Streptophyta, Magnoliopsida, Poales, Poaceae.